Molecule: messenger RNA, 1550 nt
Organism: Caenorhabditis auriculariae
Lineage: Eukaryota; Metazoa; Nematoda; Chromadorea; Rhabditida; Rhabditidae
Source: the annotation of a GenBank genome assembly
AUGGAAGAAAGAACUCGGAGCGUUGCGGAUGGGCUGUGAGGAGUGCGGUAAACUUGCACGGUCGGGAGGGGUGGUCGCCGCCUUUUGGACUCAUUAUUGUCUGAAACGCAACGCGCCGCUCGUUUCUCUCUCCCAGCGAAACGGUUUUUGUCCAGCUUAGAUUCUCUUCGGCCUACUUGCACCUGGUACCUGAACGACUUCAUUUUAUAAAAUGAUCGAAAAUGAGGAAAUGCGUUUUAAAAUGCCAUGAAGAAGAAUUUGAAAAAUGGAUCUAAUAAAGCAAUAGAGAUCUUUUCACGAAUAAUGUGAACGUGAAGUCGAAGACCGUGUUCGUUGGUUCAUUUCAGCACUGCGAGGUUCACUCCAGUCUUUUUCAAUUUACGUUUUCGGUUGCAUGAGUUAAGUCGGGAUUGAAGUUUUCUAUUUUGAUAGAAUCAAGUGAAAUAUCCUCUCAAGAUAAGUACAAAGCUUUUUAACGUAUUUCUUGCGGAGACACGUUAAACUUGGUGUAUCGCUCACUCUGCAUUUUCCGAUAAAAUGAAGGUGCGAUUGGCUUUGAGAGCUUUCAGGGUUUUUGGCGGCUCAAAGUAGGGUUUCAAAGACGGGACAAAAAAGUCUGGAAACUUUUUAAAUCUUCAAAUGUAGAAAGAAACGAAGAAGAGGCAGUUUCAGGCCGAGUCGAAAUAUCCAACCCCUGAUGACCAUCGACCAAGAACGUCGUCCGGCCCACACGUCAGAAGGUCUACAUGGUGACACGUCACACGCGAUUCAAGGGACCGCCAAAGAAGCCGAUUUGCUACCAACUUCUGGUCAACAGUCGGAAUCGAGGAAUAACGGACUUUUCAAGCGCUGCUUACUGCCCUCACGACCAUACAUCAGGUCCAAUGUUCACAGCUUCAAGGAUGGAAUGAUCCUGAUCAUCGAGGACAGGAAUACAACCUCAGUGACCAACAAACGCAUAUAUAAUGUGAAUAAAGAUAUACCUUCAACGAAAUAAUCAAAUCAAAAUGUUUAAUGUAUUUUGGUUUGUUGACGACGACAAAGUAAGAAAAAUUUUGCUGAAGACCACAAGAUUUUUAUGCUCAAAGACAACAGAUCCAUUCGCACAAAGAAAUUGUAAAAUCUACGGAUGAGAUCUGAUCGAGUGGCUGCAAAACACAAAAAUAUAAAAGUAAAUCAGAAAAAUGAGUUUUUGCAUUUGAAAAAUCAGUGAGUAUCUUGAAAGCACUAUGUGAAAGUAUUUACUGCGAAUUCGUGAUGAAUAACGACGGCGUCAGCAACAGUCCGCUGGACGAUAGGCGACAAUCAAAAUGUCGUGGAGUUUUAUUCCUCGAAUCGAGACAAAACAAUCAAGUUGUAGAGUUUUACUAUGCGGAUGCUUGCCGAGCUUAUUGCGUCAAAGAUUGGAUGUGCCACGAACAACGUUCUGAUGUUCGAUUUGGGAAUAGUAUGCAGCGAAAUUUCGUCACUAUGGACCUAUACUUUGUUUUCAAAAGAAUUCAAAAACAUCUAAGGCAUAUUCGAAAUUUAGGACCCGAGCUACAGAGUGA